Molecule: messenger RNA, 717 nt
Organism: Penicillium roqueforti
Lineage: Eukaryota; Fungi; Ascomycota; Eurotiomycetes; Eurotiales; Aspergillaceae
Product: DNA-directed RNA polymerase II subunit RPB4
Exons: 5
Coding region: 1-717 (238 amino acids)
Biological process (GO): positive regulation of translational initiation; mRNA export from nucleus in response to heat stress; nuclear-transcribed mRNA catabolic process, deadenylation-dependent decay
Cellular component (GO): RNA polymerase II, core complex; P-body
Molecular function (GO): nucleotide binding; translation initiation factor binding
Source: RefSeq, a predicted model, not a curated record
AUGAGUGUCCAACUACCCCCACCCACACACCGCAAGCGCGCGCUGCCACAAGGCGAGCUCGAAGCCGCCUCCACGCUCAAGCUAGGCGCUGACCAACACACACACACUCUCUCGCUAUCCGAAGCACGACUCGUUAUCCACAAGGUGUUGGAGAACAAGCGGCGCGGGGGGAAUAAAUACGAAGAGCCGGAGAACCUGACCAAGACCUUGGAUUACUUGGACGUGUUUGCGCGGUUCAAGGAUGAGGAGAAUAUCAAGGCCGUCGAGCGACUUUUGAACUCUCACACGGAACUGGAGAUGUUUGAGCGGUCACAGCUGGGCAGUUUAUGUUGUGACAAUGCCGAGGAGGCCAAGUCUCUCAUCCCGAGUCUCCAGAACAAGAUCUCGGACAGCGACUUGCAAGAAUUGCUAGAUGAACUGACCAAGCUGCGCAACUUCACCGAUCACUUGCAGGCUCAUCCGCCUGAUAUAUCUCUGAUCUCCGGUGCCGGCUCUGGAUUAUCAGAUAACACACCUGUUUUCCCUGAUAAGCAAAAAAGAAUCCCAAGAGAUUGCGGAGUUACACGUCUGGAGCACAACUCCGUGCUCCGUGAAGACCCUUAUCACCUUCGAUCUCCGUUCCUAUUUGCCCGUGCCUCAGGGCUAGCUCCGGUCCACCGUCCACAUGGCUACCGUUAUCACUCUCCAGCCGGGAUAUUCCCAAACCCAUUCUCCUGA